This is a messenger RNA of Protopolystoma xenopodis, 171 nucleotides long. Lineage: Eukaryota; Metazoa; Platyhelminthes; Monogenea; Polystomatidea; Polystomatidae. The record is from the annotation of a GenBank genome assembly.
AUGAAAGGAAGUCGAAUUGGACGACAGCCAAAUGCCGUUAAAUUCCACUGUGCUAUGGAGAUUCGCCAGCUGCAGGCGAUGCGCGCCUUUGCGACCACUCCUACGCUUUCUGACCCUGAAAGCUCAUCAAGCUGGAUGCUUCAACUUGGCAGCGUUAACACCGGAAAUUCA